Molecule: messenger RNA, 1560 nt
Organism: Camellia sinensis
Lineage: Eukaryota; Viridiplantae; Streptophyta; Magnoliopsida; Ericales; Theaceae
Source: RefSeq, a predicted model, not a curated record
CUAUAAAAAACCCAUAAUCAUCAAAAGGGACUACACAAGCUCUUUGAACUUCUGAGCUCUCUCCAGCCCUAUCUAAAUUUAAACAUCUCUCUCUCUCUCUCUCUCUCUCUCUCUCUGAGAUAGACAUAUGGAACCACCAAUGACACCAAAGUCACCCCUCCAGCCGCCUACUUAUGGAAAUCUAAUCACAGUUCUGAGUAUUGAUGGAGGUGGAAUAAGGGGGAUUAUCCCAGGAACAAUUCUUGAUUUUCUUGAGUCAGAGCUUCAGAAGUUGGAUGGUGAGGAUGUAAGGAUUGUGGACUAUUUUGAUGUGAUUGCAGGAACAAGCACUGGCGGUCUUGUGACAGCUAUGUUAACUGCUCCAAACAAUAAUAAUCGCCCACUGUUUGCAGCUAAAGAUAUUAUAGACUUUUACCUUGAUAAUUGUCCCAAAAUGUUCCCACAAGAGAGCUCUCUAUUUCAUCAAGCCACAAAGGUAAUCAAAGCCUUAUCAGGACCAAAAUAUGAUGGGAAGUACCUCCAUGACGUAGUUAAGGAAAAGCUUGGGGAGAUAAAACUACAUCAGACAUUGACUAAUGUUGCAAUUCCAACUUUCGACAUUAAGACACUCCAACCAACCAUUUUUUCCACCUAUGAGGUGAACUAUAAGCCAACCUUGGACGCCUUACUCUCAGAUAUAUGCAUUGCAACCUCGGCAGCGCCAACUUAUCUUCCCGCCCAUUCUUUCAAAACCAAAGACCCCACUGGAACUGUGAGAGAAUUUGACCUAAUUGAUGGCGGCGUAGCAGCAAAUAAUCCGACUUUGAUUGCUAUAGGAGAGGUAACGAAGCAAAUCAUGAGGAAAAGUGCAGACUAUUUUGCUAUAAAACAAAUGGACUAUGGUCGGCUUCUAGUAAUAUCAUUAGGGACUGGGACACAAAAAGCUGGGGAGAAAUACAGUGCAAUUGGAGCAGCUAAAUGGGGUUUGAUGGGAUGGUUAACAAAUGGCGGUUCUACCCCUUUAAUAGAUGUGUUUACUCAAGCCAGUUCUGAUAUGGUCGACUUCCACCUUAGUGUGGUUUUUCAAGCCCUCCACUCUGAAAAAAAUUAUCUACGAAUUCAGGAUGACACAUUAACUGGGGAUGUAUGUUCUGUUGAUAUAGCGACAGAGAAAAAUUUAGAAGAUCUUGUUAAAGUUGGUGAACGAUUACUAAAAAAACCAGUUUCCCGAGUAAAUUUGGAGACUGGUCUUGUAGAGCCUUCUGAUGAAGAGACUAACGAAGAUGCUCUUCGAAGGUUCGCAAAACUGUUGUCCCAAGAGAAGCGACUCCGUGAUAUCAGAUCACCGCAUGGACACCCUACAAAUCCAAAGGAUUUUAAAUUAAGUUUGUAAUUACAAUAUAUUAAUUUCUAUCUGUCUCAAAAUAUCUAUAAUAAUAAAUUAUGUAAGAAUCUUAAGAUAUGGGAAUCUAGAUAUUUAUUCAGUGGUUGUAAAAAUUUAGAGGCAAAAAAACAAAAGCAUUUAUUAUCAAGGUAGUAUUUGAUUUUUCGGAAUAAAUAUGGAAUGGAAUGGUUAUGUUA